GCAUCUCCCUUACCUCUGACCUACUCUGGGAUGCGCUACUGCGUCAUCGACGAAUCCCCAAGUUUUCACUGAGGAAUGCUGUCUGUCUUCUCGCUGUUGUUCAUGGCCGGGAUGCUGCACAGAGGGACAGCCUUCGGCCUUCCUCGAAUUGCUCAGCGAAGUUCAGCAACCCUUGCCUCCUGGGUGAAGGUGUCAGCAGCAGCAGCAACGGUCCAACCACCUCUUGUAGCCACCAAAGAUACAUCCAGCUUGCUAAGCGAGCUUGCAUCUAGAGUCGUGCAAGGAAAGGCGGAGAGGGCAGUGCCGGCAGGAUCCCAGCUCAAACGGAGACGCGCCUGGGACCUGUACCUCGAUGGGUCAGAGGCAGCAGCGGUGUUGGUGGUGAGCAAGAAAUCGACAUUUACGCUCGAAGACGCUCGCACAGCGCUUAGGAUCAUAAGCGACGAGGCGGCUGCCAGAUGCCUCAACGAUGAGACCAAACACGUGCGGCAGCUUCUCCUGACAACACGUGCGGCAGUGGCCCCUGCAGCCGACGCAUUUCUUCAGGGGGUGCACGCGAACCUUGGACCGCCCGAUUUUGGCGAGACGGGCGGUGUCGCCGUCAUGAGGUGGGAACAACUUCAGCAUUUGGUUCAAGAAGGGGGCCUCGGGCGGCACCUUAUCACGUCCCGCUCUCGCCGAAGGGGUGGAAGUGGUGAUCCCAACGCGCCGUCAUUUGCACUACCUGCGUGGUUGGUCGAGGAGCGGGAGCGCGGCGUAGGCGCGGUGUUCGAUCUCAACUCGCCUUUUGAGCCAGCUGGAGAUCAGCCGGAGGCAAUCAAGGCCCUUUGCCAAGGAAUUGAGGAAGGAAAGCGGCAUCAGACGCUCCUCGGCGCGACGGGCACGGGGAAGACAUUUAUCAUCGCUAACGUGAUUCAGGAAGCUCGCCUCCCGACCCUGGUGCUUGCUCCGAACAAGGUCCUGGCUUCGCAGCUCACGAACGAAUUACGCGCAUUGUUCCCCAACAAUGCGGUGGAAUUCUUUGUGAGCUACUACGACUACUACUUGCCAGAAGCGUUCAACUCUGCUUCAGACACUUACAUCGACAAGGUUGUGCAGAUCAACGACGACAUCGAUCGGAUGCGCCAUUCUGCCACACAAUCCCUGCUGGAGAGGAGAGACGUCAUCGUCGUGGCCUCAGUGAGUUGCAUAUAUGGGCUGGGUAUGCCCAGCAAGUAUCUGGAGGCGAGUAUCCGGAUUGUCGUGGGUCAGGAGUGGACUGGUGGCUGGAGGGCGCUAGCACAGCAUCUCGAACAGGGACUGUUCUACACCCCGAAGCACAACCAAGAAGACUUCGAGGCUCUCCCUCGUGGAAGCUUUCGUAGUGUUUCUGUGGAAGGCGGAGGAGGUGUCAUCGAGAUCGGUCCUGCUUCAGAUGAAGCCGUCGUCCGUGUCACACUGGAUGCGGCAGGUGUCGUGCGGAGAAUACAGGUGGUGCCCAUCGUCCGGGGGGGCGAGGCGAGAGCGGACAAGGAGAAGGAACCGCACCGUGACCUGUCGGACCUACUCACCGCUCCAGAUCGUGGCCACCACAAGAGGGAACCGCAUCAUGACCUGUCAGACCUACUCACCGCUCAAGAUCUUGGCCACGACAAGCCUCUGGUGGGCUCAGAACGAGCACUGGACGACGUAGACGCGCACGUGAUCUACCCCGCCAAGCACCAUGUGGUCGGGAGGGGAGAAAUGGAAGACGUGAUGUCCAAGAUCUCGGAGGAGAUGGAGGAGCGGUGCUCACAGCUGGGACUCGGCGGGAAGAUCUUGGAAGCAGAGCGAUUACGCCAGCGGACCGAAAACGACCUGUUGCUACUUGGCGCUGUCGGGACUUGCAAGGGUGUGGAGAACUACUCCCGUCAUCUCGCUGGACGUGCACCAGGAGACCCACCAGAAACCCUGGUCGACUAUUUCCCCGAGAACGAAUGGCUUCUAAUCGUGGAUGAGAGCCACGUUUCCGCGCCACAGUUGGGCGCCAUGUGGGGAGGAGAUCAGGCGCGCAAGAAGAAGCUCGUGGAGCACGGGUUUCGACUUCCUUCGGCUUUGGACAACCGACCUUUGAAGGCCGACGAAUUCUGGUCCAAAGUCGACAAGACCAUCUUCGUCUCGGCCACUCCCGGGAAGUUCGAGCUGGAACUCGCCACUCUCGGGGCGGGUAAAAGCGGCGGAAUGGGCUGGGACGAGAUCGGAGAUCUCGUAGAUGCUCAGGCGGUCAUUCGACCCACUGGCAUCACGGAUCCUCCGGUAGACAUCCGGCCCUCGGAGGGACAAGUGUCGGAUAUGGUGCAAGAAUGCAAGACAAGGGGGGGGCGUGGAGAGCGGGUGUUGGUGACUGCGCUGACCAAGCAAAUGGCCGAGGAUCUGUCGGCCUUCUUGAUGGAGCAAGGUGUGCCGACGGCCUAUCUGCACUCCGGCGUCAAGCCCAUGCAGCGUUUGGAGCUGCUUCGGCAGCUGAGGAGCGGCGAGAUCGACGUGAUCGUCGGCGUAAACUUGCUGAGGGAGGGCCUCAACCUUCCCGAAGUGUCCCUGGUGUGCAUUCUGGAUGCAGACGCCGAGGGCUUCCUUCGCUCGGACACGGCCUUGUUACAAACGAUAGGACGAGCUACGAGGCAUGAGGCAGGCAGGGCCGUCUUGUACGCCGAUCGCAUCACUCCUUCCAUGAAGAGAGCUCUGGCUGAGACCGAUCGGAGAAGAGAGAUACAGACGAGGCAUAACAAGCUCCACGGAAUCACGCCAAGCGUAGCCAAGGCAGCGUCUGUAGGCGACAGUAUCUUGGACAGCAUUAAUGGCGAUGCCGUUCACACGCAGCGGGAAGGAGAAGGCCGUGAUAGUAGCAGCGACCACGUCGCAUCCUGGGCGAAUCACUCUCUGCUCCCAGAUCAGGUUCAGCUGCUGUACGAUUUAGCGGCCCAAAACGGCAAGGGUUCAGCACACCAACAAAAGACUCUGCUCACACCAAGCGAAGGCACGACACAUGCUCUGAUGCGUCUGGCAGAGCAAGCUUCCACGAAGAUGUCCUUAGCGGCGACUAAGACGGACUUCAAGGAGGCAGCUCUAUGGCGAGACCGUAGAGACGCUUUGCUAUCCACCCUUUCGACUAUUGGAACCUAUCAGCAGUAA
Molecule: messenger RNA, 3150 nt
Organism: Ectocarpus siliculosus
Lineage: Eukaryota; Phaeophyceae; Ectocarpales; Ectocarpaceae
Source: the annotation of a GenBank genome assembly